This is a messenger RNA of Tilletiaria anomala UBC 951, 1779 nucleotides long. RefSeq names its product GTPase activating protein. NCBI's taxonomy places the organism in Eukaryota, Fungi, Basidiomycota, Exobasidiomycetes, Georgefischeriales, Tilletiariaceae. Bases 1 to 1779 code for a protein of 592 amino acids. Gene Ontology annotation, biological process: signal transduction; regulation of GTPase activity. Gene Ontology annotation, cellular component: cytoplasm. The transcript has 6 exons. The record is from RefSeq and is a predicted model, not a curated record.
AUGAGCGGUUUCUCCACCACCGCUACGACCGCGGUGCACGAGGAGGCUGUGCCGACCAGCUUUGAUGAGGCGACCCUUCGCGCGUUGUGCGACCUUGAUUGCGCUAUGCCCUUACUUUUUGAUCGCAUCAAGCAGAGCAUGGUUUCCGCGCGCGAAGCAGCGAGCUUCCUCAAAAAGCGAGCAGCCAUUGAGGAGGACUAUGCGCGUAGCAUGUUAAAGCUCUCCCGUUCCUCUGCCGAGGCAUACAGCAAUGGCGAUGGAAAGGCGGGCACGUACGUCGGCUCAUGGAUGGGCCUGAUGAAGGUGCACGACCAGCUGGCCGAUGCGCGUCUACGCUUUUCGCAAAAGCUCGCCGAGAUGAGCGACGAGUUGGCCAAUUUGGCCAAAGAAGUGGACAAGCAGCGCCGUUUUGCACGUGAGACAGGUCAGAAGCUCGAGAAGAACUUGCAAGAUGCAGAGCAGGGCGUAGAGAAGGCUCGCAGUCGGUUCGACAGCUCGGCGGAGGAUCUGGAGCGGUUGCUGCUCGUCAAACAAGGCGAGUCAGCUAAAGGGGGCGAGCUGCAGAGUACCGGCGGCAACAGCGGCGGCAAGCGCACGCUCGGCAAGGCGAUGGGCAAGACAGGCUUGCUGUUCAAGCAGAAGAAUCCGCAGCAGAUGUUGCGGCAGGAAGAGGAGAUCCGCGUCAAGACGUCUAAUGCGUCCGACGCCUUCCGCAAGGAAGUGCAUCAGACGCAGCAGAUGCGCCAAGAGUACUUUAACAUGCAACUCCCACGGAUCCUGCGCUCGCUCAAAGAGAGCGCGGAGGAGAUUGAUAACGGCACUCAGUACCAUCUGAUGCGCUACGCGUUUCUCUACGAGAGUCUCAUCCUCAGCGACGGAAUGGCGAUCAGUCCGCACAGCUCGGCCGCCAUCGGGGCCGCAGGCGCGCCGGAGAGCAGCGCCGGUGGGUUGAAACGGUACAUCGAGAGCAUGGACAACCGAGGCGACUUCAAAUUGUUUAUGCAGAACUACCUCGUCGCGCACGGCCGCGAUUACAGGGGUCCAAAGCGCGAAGGGCAGUACGACGACGGCUUCGUCCCGCCCAGUCCCGGAACGAUCAGCAAAGCGCUUUCGGCGCCCCACCAGCAACAUCAAGUGAGCCAGUACCCCAUCUUCGGCGUCGACCUCGUGACGCAGAUGGCAAGGGACAACGUCGAGGUGCCGCCUAUACUCGAAAAGUGUGCUGCGGCCAUCGAGGCGGUUGGCAUUCAGAGCAUGGGCAUCUACCGUCUUUCUGGCACCACAUCCAAGGUACAGAGGCUCAAACAGAAGUUCGACCAGGAUUGGUCACAAGUGGACCUGAUGAACGAUGAGGCGAUCAACGAUAUCAACAUCGUUGCUGGCUGUCUCAAGCUCUGGUUCCGAGAGCUGCCUGAGCCUUUGCUCACAUACGAGCUAUAUCCAGGAUUUAUAGAGGCAGCGAAAAUAUCCAAUUACCGCCUUCGACAUAUUCGGCUACACGAGCGAGUCAACGAGCUACCUGAUUCCAACUAUGCGACGCUCAAAGCCCUCAUGAAACAUCUUGACGCAAUUCGAUCACACGAAGCAUCCAACCAGAUGAGCGCAUCUAACCUUGCCAUCGUUUUCGGGCCAACGCUUCUCAGCCCGCCGAUAUCUGCCGGCGACAUGAAUGGCGGAGCCGGCGCCAUGCAGCUGCAGGACAUGAGCUUCCAGUGCAAGGCGAUCGAAACUAUCUUGGAAAAGUACAAGGAAAUCUUUGUCGAAGACCCGGAAGAAUGA